AUGGCCAAGUUGACCAAGAAGCAAUUGUAUCCGAAUGCGGCGCCGAAGACCUCAAAGUACGGAUCCAUCUUUGUUAUUAGCAGCACAAACGGAGGCACUUGGGGCCCCUGUUUUACUAUGACUUCUCAUGCGGCCCUGGGUGCUGUCACAGCCGGUGUCAACCGCAUCUCAGUAGGCCAAAUUGGCAUCGGCGUCAGUUUUGAAGUCUUCGACGUGAAAGGAAUGACCUCCCAGUUCCCACCAUCAGCCUUGCGAAAGCCGCAGACCAAACAAAACAACAUUGGGCUGGAGAGAGCUGGAAACACACAGGAGGUCGCAAUAGUGACCGGGUUCCUGGCUUCGGAAUUCUCAUCACAGGUUCAAAUCUGGUAAUCGACGUUGGCGCAUCGUAAAUCAACUUGAGUCUCACCCGACGGUUACCGGAGAAAGACACCUAACGUUGCCAUGAGCUUACGUUUUGCGGGGCGAUAAAUCCUUGACGGUACCUAUUUAUGACGGUCCUGAGAUGAUUCUCGGAGGAUGGUUAUAAAAAGACGCAAGUUGCAGGAUGAGUAAAUCUGGAAAUAUCGGAUUUGUGAUACUGUUUGUUUGUUGCUUUG
Messenger RNA from Pseudomassariella vexata, 599 nucleotides. RefSeq lists its product as uncharacterized. Bases 1 to 372 code for a protein of 123 amino acids. The record is from RefSeq and is a predicted model, not a curated record. The transcript is spliced from 3 exons. NCBI's taxonomy places the organism in Eukaryota, Fungi, Ascomycota, Sordariomycetes, Amphisphaeriales, Pseudomassariaceae.